UUAUGAAUCAAUUCAGAUCAGUCCUUAGUUGUCAACGCGAUCAUCCGGCAGCCAGACGGUGACUGUUCUAAAGAACCAGUCUUUAAAUACGUCAUCUAAUUCGAAAAUGUGCUUUUAAUCCAUAAAACCGCGUUCCAUUCCAAAUUAGUGCACCCUAUAUCGAUCAAAGUGUUCAAAAUUGUGACAAGUUCAGUGAAAACUUGCUCCUGAUCGCGACUGAUCAAAUGAGCAUACCAAAGUGCUAACGAUAAUCAAUUGAAAGAGUACCACUUUAGUAACAAGUUCGAAGAAAAAUGCCGGAAAAGGUAGUUAAGGAUUGGAACACGCCUUUCGUGUUUCCUCAGAAACCGGAAAAAUUGACAUGGAAGCAGUUCAUUUAUAAUGAAAAAACAGGGAAAAUUUUUGGACGAACGCGUUACAGCUGGGGAGCACUUUUCGUCUUUUACUCCGUUUACUUUGUGAUUCUGUUUUCACUGUUCGCCGCAUGUAUGCAGGGCCUAUUCUACACCCUGAGUGAUCAGUAUCCGAAAUAUCAGCUGUCCGAUUCACUUAUUGGAAACAAUCCUGGUUUGGGUUUCAGGCCUAUGCCGGGACACGUUAAGCAGGGCGCCCUAAUUUACUACACGGCUUCGAACGAAACCCAGAUAGAACCAUGGGUGACCAGAAUCAACGAGUUUUUGGAACCUUAUCGGGAUCCAUCGAAGCUGCCAGGAGAGGGAAAGAAUCAAAUAGCUUGCAACUACACCAGCCGACCACCCCCUGGAAAAGUAUGCAAAGUUGAUUUAUCUCAAAUGGGUCCAUGCAACGCCAUCGACGGUUACAGCUAUAACAAAUCAAUGCCAUGUAUUUUCGUCAAGAUGAAUCGCAUCUACGGAUGGGUUCCGGAAUACUAUGAAAUUAAUGAACUACCAGAAAAUAUGCCUGCUGAUUUGAAGGAGCACAUCAUAUCUCUGCCAGAAAAGGAGCGCAAACAAGUGUGGGUAAGCUGCAACGGAAUCAGUCCAGCAGAUAAGGAAAUUAUUGGCCCGAUAGCGUUCUACCCAACUCGAGGCUUUCCCGGAUAUUACUUCCCCUACACCAAUACGCCCGGUUAUCUGAGCCCAUUGUUGGCCGUUCAAUUUUUGCAACCAGGAGUCAAGCAAAGCAUCAACCUGGAAUGCCGCAUGUGGGCAAAGAACUUGGUAUACCGCGGAGGACUUAACUUUCGAAUGGGAUCUGUUAGUUUAGUACUGCUCAUCGAUUAGCUCGAGCAGUGAUACCAACUCGCGAAUGUUGUGAAUGGAUUGAAUAAACAUCGAUGACAAUUAGCACUAGCUGGUACGCAUCAGUAUUCUGCCAAAAUGACGAUCAACACACGAUCCAGGAACGAGUUGGAGCUGACGUAUUUGUAACGCCAGACAGUUUGCGAUUCGAAAAAAACUUUUGAACCAGCUCAUCAAAAAACCUGAUCAGUAUUAUAGAAACUUGAAAACACUAGAGUGUUGUGCAAAUGAUAGAGCUAGCGUUUUUAUGUGUAUUAUGUGUAGAGAAACCGUUUGUUAAUUUAAGAAUUAUUGAAUCUUUGUUUUCAAAAACGGGAAAAUGAAUAAUUAGAAUUUGCGUAAACCUGAACAGCAAAAAGAAAAAUAAACAAUAGUUUAAAUUGUUUCAUUUAAGAAUAGAAAUAUGAGACCAUAGUAAAAAAAACAGACAAAUGAUGUAAUUAACAGGUAUGAUGAGUAGAAUAAAUUAAAAUAAAACCCGUCAUAAUUGGGUCAUCUCUA
Aedes aegypti (yellow fever mosquito) is the source of this 1763-nucleotide messenger RNA. RefSeq names its product sodium/potassium-transporting ATPase subunit beta-1. Gene Ontology annotation, molecular function: ATPase activator activity. The record is from RefSeq and is a predicted model, not a curated record. Gene Ontology annotation, biological process: intracellular potassium ion homeostasis; sodium ion export across plasma membrane; intracellular sodium ion homeostasis. Bases 294 to 1244 code for a protein of 316 amino acids. Gene Ontology annotation, cellular component: sodium:potassium-exchanging ATPase complex. Lineage: Eukaryota; Metazoa; Arthropoda; Insecta; Diptera; Culicidae. The transcript is spliced from 5 exons.